This is a messenger RNA of Silurus meridionalis, 2246 nucleotides long. RefSeq names its product leucine-rich repeat-containing protein 3. The record is from RefSeq and is a predicted model, not a curated record. Lineage: Eukaryota; Metazoa; Chordata; Actinopteri; Siluriformes; Siluridae. The transcript is spliced from 2 exons. Gene Ontology annotation, molecular function: protein binding. The coding region runs from base 304 to 1377 and encodes 357 amino acids.
CAGUGUGGGUAGGUGCCAAAUCCUGCUGGAAAAUGAAAUCAGCGCCUUUAAAAAGCUGAUCAGCAGUGACUUUGGUUUUCAAAAUAUACAAUGGACCAACACCAGCAGAUCACAUUUCACCCCAAAUCAUCACAGACUGUGGAAACUUAACACUGGACUUCAAGCAGCGUGGGCUUUGAGCUUCUCCACCCUUCCUCCAGACUCUAGGACCUUGGAUUCCAAAAGAAAUACAAAACUUGCUCUCUUCUGAAAAGAGGACUUUGGACAACUGGGCAACAGUCCAGUUCUUCUUCUCAGCCCAGGAUGUCUGUGCUGCCAUGGUUGCUGGCGCUGGCUUUGACGUCACAGUCCACAUCCACUAACACCACCUUCACCUGCCCUGUCCACUGCACGUGUCACCAGGAGCUUAAAUUUACCUCCUGUUCCAGUGCCAAUCUCGCAGACCUGCCCUCCAUCAUCCCUUCUUACACCAAACACCUCAACCUUUCGUUCAAUCACUUGGUCUUCAUCAGGAAACAAGCUUUCCACAACGUACGGUGCCUGCACACACUGUUUCUGAACGAUAACCAGAUCAGCAGCUUGUAUGACGGCGCCUUUGAGCCCCUCGACUCCCUCCUGAGGCUCGACCUGAGCCGCAACCACAUCUCCGUCCUCUCCGAAGGCUUCUCGUUGGGUUUGGUUUCCCUACGGGAGCUGUCUCUGAUGGAGAACCAGCUCUCGAGCCUGAACGAGCAUGGGUUCUCGCACCUCGACGCUAUUCAGAAGCUCGACCUGCGGCACAACUCUGUCAGACACAUCCACGUCAGGGCAUUUAGCUCCCUUAGCACGUUACGCCGCAUGUACUUGGAUCACAACAAUAUCAGUACUCUCGAAUACGGGGUUUUCUCCAUGAUGAGGAACCUGGAGGAGCUCGGGCUGAGCGGAAACAACAUUGGGAAACUGGAAGUGGGUGUCCUUUCUCCGCUAACCAGCUUAGCACUACUUAAUUUAACCGAUAAUAAUCUAACCCACGUGGACUUCAAGGCGUUUCUCAGCCUGCACACGCGCAGCACGCACAUUCAGCUGCGUGGGAAUCCGUGGACCUGCGACUGCGAUUUGCAGAGAAUAUUUCGGAAAGUUCACAGCACCAUCAGGCUGCAGCUGGACGACUACAAGAACCUGAGCUGCAAUCUGCCCAAGGAGCUGCACGGUUACUCUCUGCAGGACGUCGACAACGGGUUGUGUUUCGCUGAAACGGUCACCGUACUCAUCAUCACCGUCACCGUCAUGAUCACUGUUGUAGCGGCCAUCAUCAUGGCGGAGAAAAAGAGGAAGAAAUCGAAUAAAGGGAAGCACUGGACAGAGGUCAGCGAGGUCUCAUGCGACUCGCAGAACUGAGAAGGAAGACUGAGAUUUCUCACAUUUUUACUGAUUUUACUCAGCACUCCAAUUAAAUCUUAAAUCUUUGAUGUAUUUAGUCAUUUGUGCAGUUUGAGUCAUUUAAUUAAAUUGAACAAUUUGUGUCAUUUGGCAUAUUUGAGUCAUUUGAUCCAUUUUAGAGAUUUGAGCCAUUUGACAUAUUUGGGUCCUUUGACUCAAUUGAGGAAUUUGAGUCAUUUGGCAUAUAUGAGUCAUUUGGUGCUUUUAAGUCCUUUGACUCAAUUGAGGAAUUUAAAUAAAUUGAGUGCUUUGACUCAUUUAAGGGAUGUGAGUCAUUUGGUGUAUUUGAGUCCUUCGAAUCUUUUGAGGGAGAGAGAAGUUAUUUGGCCUAUUUGAUUUGUUUAAGGGUUUUGAGUUUUUUUGCGUAUUUGAGUCAUUUGUUAUAUUUGAGUCACUUGUGUCAUUUUUUGCUAACUAGUGAUUAUUUAGCAUAUUAGUUAGCUUGAUUGUUGUUAGACGUGUCAGCUGUCAGGUACAGAUGGUGGAGUUGGAGUGAUAAAUCUCAUAUAGCAUUCAAAUGUUUUUAUACUUGUAAUACUCCAAAAGGAAACUGCAGCAGCCUGCAGAGGGAAAGUUCUGGUGCUGAGGUCUCCAGUGGAGUGGACUCUGAUUUUUGGAGUGGUGCUGGAAGAGAUGAAUGUGUAGAGGUGUUAGAGAGGCAUCUGGCGAGGUCAAUGCUGAAAUAGUUACUGAGUUCAUUGAAAGAAACACAGAACUGAUUCGUUCCCAUUCAGGUUCUUUAGAACACACUCUCGUUCCUCACACUGGUCUUAUAUUUUGCAUGAAAUAUUGGUUGAAGAGAAAUAGUUUCACAUAAUAACAUUAAA